Messenger RNA from Sus scrofa (pig), 957 nucleotides. Its product is annotated as olfactory receptor 14A16-like. Gene Ontology annotation, cellular component: membrane. The record is from RefSeq and is a predicted model, not a curated record. Gene Ontology annotation, biological process: G protein-coupled receptor signaling pathway. Gene Ontology annotation, molecular function: G protein-coupled receptor activity; olfactory receptor activity. NCBI's taxonomy places the organism in Eukaryota, Metazoa, Chordata, Mammalia, Artiodactyla, Suidae.
AUGAACAAUAUCUCAGUGCUAACAGAAUUUCUUCUCUUGGGUUUUUCUGGCACAUGGAGGUUUCAGUUCUUACAAUCUGUGUUUUUUAUAAUAAUUUACCUGGCAGCCCUAAUGGGAAAUAGCCUCAUUAUUGCCAUCACAUCCUUAGACCCAUCCCUCCACAUACCCAUGUACUUCUUCUUAAGAAAUCUGUCCCUGUUUGAUAUUUGCCUUGUUUCAGCUGUUGUGCCUAAAAUUGUUUUUAACUCUUUGAUACAAAGGAAUUCCAUCUCAUUUCUUAGCUGUGUCAUCCAGGUCUUUCUGGUACCUUUUUCAGCAGUGGCAGAAUUGCUGCUCCUCACAGGAAUGUCCAUUGACCGCUACACUGCCAUUUGCCAUCCCCUGCACUAUGAAGUCAUUAUGAACAGGGACAGAUGUGUCCAGAUUGUUGCACUGUCUUGGCUCAGUGGUGGCUUGUUAUCUGCUAUGCACACAAUAGGAAUCUUUUCCUUAUCAUACUGUGGCCUCAACAAAAUCCAGCAAUUCUUCUGUGAUAUUCCCCAGCUGUUAGCUAUUACUUGCUCAAAGAAUAUAACUGCAGAAGUUGUGCUCAUUCUUGUUAAUGCAGUCUUGGAUUUCUGUUGCUUUCUGUGCAUCAUAAUCUCAUAUAUAUACAUCUUCUCCACUGUCAAAAAGAUUCCAUCCACAGAGGGACAGUCAAAAGUCUAUUCUACUUGCCUCCCACACCUGGCAGUUGUUGCACUUUUUCUUUCAACUGCUUUUAUUGCUUAUUUGAAACCUAUUUUAGGGUCCCCUUCAUUCACUGAUCUCAUUCUAUCUUCUUUCUAUAUUUUUCUGCCCCCUUCCCUUAAUCCCAUUAUAUACAGCUUAAGAAACAAGGCCAUAAAGGCAGGUUUAGAUAAGUUGGUCACUAGAAAGCUAUUGACAAAGGAGAAUAUUCUUAUGUUUCUCAAAUAA